This is a messenger RNA of Sphaeramia orbicularis (orbiculate cardinalfish), 2638 nucleotides long. RefSeq names its product coiled-coil domain containing 106a (gene ccdc106a). The transcript is spliced from 8 exons. The record is from RefSeq and is a predicted model, not a curated record. The coding region runs from base 135 to 1355 and encodes 406 amino acids. Gene Ontology annotation, cellular component: nucleoplasm. Lineage: Eukaryota; Metazoa; Chordata; Actinopteri; Kurtiformes; Apogonidae.
AGUGUUGAAAAAAUAAAAGCGGUAAUUGUUAUUGUUAGCUUGUUAGCUAGCGGACGAACUCGGGAAAUGGAGAUAUGACAGAGUAAUAACGUCUUAUUACAUGUGCACGAUUAAGUUAUUACAAACAUAAAGUGAUGGAAGACGGAAACAGGACUGAUGCUGCUGCAUCCUCAUCCAAGAGCCACACAGGUUCCCUCCACCUGCAAACUCCAAAAAAUGAGGAUGCUUAUGAAAUAGCCAUCCCUUAUGAAGAGAGCAACUUUGAGCAGCAGGGCUUUUUCAACCAGAGUGAUCAGAAUUUUGAUGACUCUGGUCCUUCUGCUGGACCAUCUACCGUGAGCAACUCAUAUAUGGUGAUCACCAACCUGCGGACACAGCUACAGAUCUCUCUGGAGAAAAACUCUUGGCUGCAGAAAAGAAUUGAGGACCUGGAAGAGGAGAGGGACUUCCUCCGUUGCCAGCUGGACCGUUUCAUCUUUUCCACAAAGAGCCAGGCACAGGAUCAGAGUCACAGCCAGUACAGUAAUGGCUAUGAGUCUAGACGAUUUAACUGGAGGGGAAGGAGAGAUGAAGAUCGUCCUGUUGCAGAGCAACAGAAGACAGACUCACAACACUUCUCCUCACGUCAGUUUAUCCAACGAAGGCCUGCUCCUCCAACAAUGGUGCCCUCCAAAAACCACAUCUCCAGUCCAAUAACCAGUCAGCUUGCCUCUAUGAAUGCUUUGUUCAACUCGACACAGUCCCAGUCUCUUCUUCAAGGACACAGCCAUAGCACUACCAGUACCACAGCCACUGGCAGCAGUGGAGGCACUAGCAGUGCAACACGGCCAUCCAUGAAUGACAUGAGUGGACAUAGUAAUGUAGGUCCAGAUUCCCUUUCACUGCUUGGAGAACCUGAUGAGUUCUUGGAUCAGGAUAGCUACCUCGAGGAGGAGGAAAUGAUAUCAGGGGAAGAUGUACUGCCGGAUGCCAUUAACAACAACAGAUCUCCGUUAAAGAGAAGACGAGUCUUCCGACUCCCAAGAGAGAGGCAGAGAGUGAAAGAUGCUGCCGGAGUCCUGUUUCGUUACAAAAAAAUUCUUCUUACAUACCAGCGUCUGAAAAACAUGUCCAAAGCCUUCCAGAUCCAUGGUGUGGACCGCAACACAGUGGCGUCCACCACACCAAUUGCUGAGCUGCUUUUAGUAGCCCCAGAAAAGGUUGCAGAGGUGGGCGAGUUCGAUCCAUCUAAAGAGAAGUUGCUGGACUAUGCACGUCGCUGUUAUACGGCCCUGGAUGAGGAGACACUUAGUAGGGUUCAGGCCCUGAAGAAGAAUAACCUACUCCUGCCAAUUUCUUACAGGUUCAGACACUGAGGAAGAACGCAUCAGGGUAGUUUGAAAUUUUUUUACCUAUAACACUCUUGUUACAAUAUGACUCUGCUUUUAUUGGUUAAAAAUGUUGAUAUUUUAAAUUAUGCCUCCUACUAAUAUAGGAAGUGUGGUCUGCUUUCAACAAUGCUACUGUUGAAUUAUUCGGUUGUUCCACUGAGAUUUGUUCCAAACCCUACAAAAUUAUCAGCCAUAAAACACAGUGUGUCACUUCUUAUGCCUCUGGUAUUGAGGCCCUUGUAUUUUGUGUGAUAGUAAUACCUUUUGUAAAAUAUGGUACAGAUCUCUUACUAUAAUAUAGGAUAUUUGUAACACAUGCUGUGGCUUUCAGUUCUGUGAAAAAUUGUGGAUGUGACUCACAAAUUUAAAGUAUAAACUUUAACUUCAGCAAAGGCAACUACCGUGUGCAGAUGGAUGGUGUAUUAUUACUUUCCAAUACUCCACUACAAAUGCAUGUGAGAAGAGAUAUUUGAUAGUCAGUAGUUUAUUGUGAUCUUGUGAGUAUUAACAAUUUUCAAUUCAGCAAAUAUUAAUCUUAUCUUUCACAUUUUUCAUGGUACAAUAAAAAGCUCAUUUAAACUGAACAAAUGAGGCCAAAGUAAUUGAUAAUGGUUGGUUUUCUAGCAGCAUUUACUUUAAGUUAGCACUAAUAAUCUGCAAAAAUAGAUUUGAUUCUGUCUCAGUGUCACUCUCAGAUUGUAUAGCUUAAAAGCAAGUGUAGGAUGAAGUCAAACUGUUGAGAGGAAUUUGCAAAAUUAUACAAGGGUGCAGUGCUUUAAAAGUCAAUACUCUUCUCUCAUUUUUAGCAGGUAUGCACUAAUCAAAUCAUGUGUGUCUCACUGAAAAUCUGUCCAAAAUUCACCUUAUAGAUGACUGAAAUGUCAAGAGGAUAUUUGAUUUUUUUUUAAAGAGCUACUUUUCUUAACCUGUAAAAAAAACACCAGCAACUGGAAAAUGCUGAGAAUUCACCGAUUAAAUGGUUAAGAAUGAACGGUAAUCAAAACAUUAAUGUCAUACACGUUUAAGACACAACUGUAUUUAAAACAUCACAUUUCAUGUAGAAAUAGUUGAUUUCUCUUCAGGAAUAUCAGCACACAAAUAUUACCAUUGUAAGAUGCAAGUGUGUAAAUAACUAACAUUUGUUCCUGUUCCUGUAACCUAUUGUGUUCUCCUUUCACGUUUUGCCCAGACAAAGUGGCUUUACUUUGAGCACUUUAUUUUGUAAUUUUCUAUUUCUCCUAUUCAAAUAAAGUAACCUUUAGUCUUAA